UGCGCUGCCGCUGCCGACGAAGGUGCCGCCGGACCGGACACGUACAUGUAUACGUGCGGCGCGGCGUAGCGUGUGUGUGCGGCUCUCCGGCUGGACGACAGCGAGCGAGCGAGAGCGAAAGAGAGAGAGAGGGAUCUCGCCGGAAGAUUUUCGUUAUGUAUCGAUUUACUACGUAAAUACGUGUUCUCCCUCGCGCGGCAAACGAAGCGGCAGAUGGAGCACGCGGAAUGAGAGGCUGCGGCACCGGUAGCGAGACAGCAAGAAGACAUGGAAGCCGCGGUGAUAGAAGUUCUACGACAGGCGGUCAGUCAGGACCCCAACGUCUUCAAGUCUGCGGAGGAAACGCUGAAGCAAUGGGAGACUCAGCAAGGAUUUUAUAUAGCGUUAUAUAAUGUUCUUUCAAAUCAUUCCUUGGCUAUUGAAGUCAGAUGGAUGGCUGUAGUGUAUCUGAAGAUCGGGGUUGAGAGAUACUGGAGGAAAAAUGCGCCAAACGCGAUCGAAGACAAUGAGAAGGAAUUUCUGCGGCAGCACCUGCUCAGGAAUUUCGAAGAACCUAUGAAUCCAUUAGCUGUACAAUUAGCAGUCGUUAUUGCCAAGAUAGCAAGGUAUGAUUGCCCUAGAGAAUGGGGUACACUGGUACCGACACUGUUGGAAGUUAUAAGGCAGGAAAAUCCCUUGGCGCAGCGUCGGGCGUUGUUGACGCUGCAGCAUGUCGUUAAGGCUUUGGCAUCUCGACGCUUAGCCGACGGACAGAGGCUCUUCCGAGAAUUGACUGCGACCAUGUUCAAUUUUAUUCUAAACCUAUGGAACACUUACACCGAAUCCUUCCUGAUUAUGGCGUCCAAUGGGGCCGACGUCAAUCAGACACAGGAAACCUUAGAAAAAGCACUUCUACUAUUAAGAAUACUUAGGCAACUGAUCGUAAAUGGUUUCUCCAAACCAUCCGAAUCUCAAGAUGCCAUGUUGUUUCUGAAAGUCGUUUUCGAGCGUGCAAGGGCCUGCCUUGAGUGCCGAAAAACAUUAGCCUCUAGAGGCGUGCAAGUGGAUAUGUGCGAGAAGUUUAUAAUACAUUUGACCAAAGUUUUAAUAGGAGUCUUAGAGAUGCAUCCGUUUUGCUACGUGGAACUCAUACCGACUUCACUAGAGUUCUCCGUUUUUUACUGCUUCACAGAAGCUGGCCAAGCGUUAGCAUUUGAAAGAUUUAUUAUUCAGUGUCUAAAUUUAGUAAAAACCAUUUUAUUAUCGACGUAUUACAGACCAGCUAAGGUUAUUGAACAGACGAAAGAUUCAUUGGUUUUGAGGGCGUGUCAAUUGAGGCAAGAGUUUUUCACACCGGAAACAUUAACGGAGAUUUGCUCCAGGCUCGUCACGCAUUACUUCCUUUUGACACCUGCGGAUCUUGAAAUGUGGGAUACUAACCCAGAAAAUUUCGCUAUUGACGACGGCGGAGAAUCGUGGAAAUAUAGUUUGAGGCCUUGCACAGAAUCCUUAUUUUUGGCGAUCUUCCAUCACUUUAGAGAUGUUCUCGCUUCGGUUCUGGUUGAUUUGAUGCGACAGCAUCACCAACCUGUCGAUCCCAACAACCUGCACGCAAUUCUAGUGAAGGACGCGGUUUAUCGCGCGGUUGGAUUGGCCGCAUUCGAUUUGUAUGACGAAGUGAACUUCGACCAGUGGUUUUCGACGACUCUAAAAGAGGAAUUAAAGGUCCGAAAUAACAAUUAUAGGAUUAUCAGAAGACGUGUGUGUUGGCUGAUUGGUCAAUGGACGAAUAUUAAAUUAAGUGCGGAAUUGAGGCCGGAAUUGUACAAGCUCUUGGUAGAAACACUAAAUCCCGAGGAGGAUUUGGGGGUUCGUUUAGCAGUGAGCAACGCCUUGAAACGAGCGAUCGAUGAUUUUCAGUUUAAUUCGGAGGAGUUUAUUCCUUUCCUAGAGCCAAUCUUCUCUCUACUUUUCGCACUUCUUAAGGAAGUAAACGAAUGCGAUACAAAGAUGCAUGUGCUGUAUGUGCUAUCUUUCAUCAUCGAACGUGUCGGCAGUCUAAUCAAGCCGCAUGUCGGUGCAUUCAGCUCCUAUCUACCUGAACUUUGGCAGCAAUCAGAGGUGUACAAUAUGCUGAGGUGCGCCAUAGUAUCGACUCUGAUACACUUGGAGAAGGCUCUAGGUUCUGAGAGCGUUCUUCUGGAGCCAUUAGUAGUAAACGUCGUAGCUCUGAGUGUCGAUGUCAAUCAAGAGGGGCACGUUUAUUUAUUAGAAGAUGGAUUGGAAUUGUGGAUAGCUUUAUUGGAAAACACGCCUACACCGACUCCAGCCAUAAUGGAUCUCUUUAGAAACAUACCAGCGUUAUUGGAUCAAUCGUCGGAGAAUCUGCGUUUAUGUUUGUAUGUAAUUCAAGUGUACAUAUUGCUGAGUCCGCAAGAUUUCUUUACUCAGAGGGGAUCGGUGGUCAUCGAGUCGUUGAAAUCGUUGCUCAGUGAUCUGCGGUCCGAGGGUAAAGUGAUGGUGCUCAGAUUAUUCGAGAUUUGCCUCAGAGCUUCUCCUCAACAGGGUGCGGAACUGAUAAAGACUGUUUUGCUAAAGAUAUUCGAGGGAGUUUACAACGGUGAAGAAUACCCGUUGGUCAUGACCAUGAAUCUGUCUAUCGUCGCGAGAGUUUUACUAGGUUCCCGUGAUAUGUUUGUACAGAUAAUCAGCGAUCUAACGCAGAGUAUAGGAACUGAAACCAGAGACGUUGUACUCGGAAAACUAGUGCACAGCUGGGUCAACGCAAUGCCACAGGUGUCUCAGACUGAAAGGCGCAAAUUACUAGCCCUUGCGCUCUGUUCUUUCCUCGGGGCGAACAGUCCGCCCACGGUUCUCGAGCAUUUCCCACAGAUAAUUUCGAACAUCGUCGAGACGCUCAACGAUAUUACGAAGUUUGACGAUAUGGGCUAUCCUGUUGAUUCCUUAAUGAUUACCGAUCAGCCUAGUCCUUCGCAGUAUGAGGAUGUGGAUUAUGAAACCGAACACGCUCAACGCCAGAAGAGACUCGUCUUCAGUGAUCCUGUGCACAGUAUAUCUUUGAAGGAUACGCUUCAAAGUCAGUUGGUUACGCUGCGAGGUAUAGUUGGCGACCAUCAAUUUGACCAAUUGAUGCUUACUCUCAACCCCGACAUCGACGAACAACUCAAGGACUACAUAUCGCUGUGAGGGGAAAAACAAGAUCAAAACCACGAUGCAGGAUGUUUCGUCAAAUGCUACAUAAACGUAUGAAGCUUUACGGCGUUCUACUGUAAAACGGUACUAUUUUAUUGUAUAAUACCAUCUGUUUCAUUGUAUUAAUAAUGAUAAUAAAAGUAAUCUUGGCCUUGUU
Vollenhovia emeryi is the source of this 3349-nucleotide messenger RNA. It is a transcript of the gene Impbeta11, whose product is annotated as importin-11. Gene Ontology annotation, biological process: protein import into nucleus. The record is from RefSeq and is a predicted model, not a curated record. Gene Ontology annotation, molecular function: small GTPase binding. The transcript has 18 exons. Lineage: Eukaryota; Metazoa; Arthropoda; Insecta; Hymenoptera; Formicidae. Gene Ontology annotation, cellular component: cytosol; nuclear envelope. Bases 268 to 3186 code for a protein of 972 amino acids.